Molecule: messenger RNA, 718 nt
Organism: Pipistrellus kuhlii (Kuhl's pipistrelle)
Lineage: Eukaryota; Metazoa; Chordata; Mammalia; Chiroptera; Vespertilionidae
Gene: TMEM217B
Product: transmembrane protein 217
Exons: 1
Coding region: 41-592 (183 amino acids)
Source: RefSeq, a predicted model, not a curated record
CUUUUCCCUGCAGGAGUGGCUCUGGUAAAACGAGUACAAAAUGAACGACAAGCUGUUCUCCCUUCUGGUGGGCAUCUUCUCCAUCCUCAACACCAUUCAGUUCCUCAUCUUCGACUUGAACGAGGUCACGCUCAUUGGCUUCGAGUACGGGUUUAGCAUCUACAGGAACGGGUCUGUGGUAACCAACUGGGUCUUGACCAACAAGAAGACCAUCAGCAUGGGCCUCUCGGGCGUCACCGUCUUAGUCAGCGCCAUGCUCCUCUACUGCAUCCACCUGAACUUCUACCAGGGGCUGCUGUGCUACGCCUUGUGGAUCAUCUGCUACGAGCUCACCAGCUUCUCUAUGGUCCUGCUCCUCAACGGCAUCCUCAAGAAGCGGUUCAAGGAGCUGGGCAGCGUGCACCUGGCCUUCCAGAUCUCCCGCAUGCUCCUGCACUUCUCCUCCCUGCCCUUCAUCAUCAAGCACACCUACCACCUGUACAGGGACCCCAAGUCCUUAAGCAAGAUUAGCCGCCGUAGGCCCUCCUCCAUCAGUACCCUCGACUCGUGGUCACAUGUCGGGCCCGGAAUGAUGUACCGCAAGUUAAACUGAGAGAGGGCCAGGGCUCCCCGGCAGCGGACUCCCCGUCCGUCCCUGCCUGCUUCCUGUUGAUUCUGUUUGCCUUUUUGGCGGUUCUUGAGUUUUACGCAUUUAAGAGUGAUUCUUGGGGGGGGUGGG